Messenger RNA from Acyrthosiphon pisum (pea aphid), 1357 nucleotides. RefSeq names its product alkaline phosphatase, tissue-nonspecific isozyme-like. The record is from RefSeq and is a predicted model, not a curated record. The transcript is spliced from 3 exons. Gene Ontology annotation, molecular function: alkaline phosphatase activity. Gene Ontology annotation, biological process: dephosphorylation. Bases 413 to 778 code for a protein of 121 amino acids. NCBI's taxonomy places the organism in Eukaryota, Metazoa, Arthropoda, Insecta, Hemiptera, Aphididae.
UUGUAGCCUGUUCAGUGUCCCGUUGACCAUGUGCUCCUUCGGUUAUGCCAACGAAUCGCGAAUGAUAAUUUAUUUUGUAAUCGCCAAACUGUUCGUAUAGUUUGUCAAUCGGAUCACAUAUACGUACGUCGGUGUAUGAAAUAUUGAUGUGACAUAAUAUAAUUCACUCAAUGUUGAAAAUGAUGAAGAUUUGAAAAUAAACAGUUAUUUUCAUUACAACCAUAAGAGGACUUUAGACCAUAAAACCAUACAUAUACAUUUCUUAUUUUUAUUAUUCUUCGAAUGUGAAAUGUAAAAUCAAAAUGAUUUUUUUUAAGUGUUCGUAUACUAAUGAACUUAACUAUCUAUGUCGGUUUCAUUAAGUGAUCAAAAGUGAAUUAAAAAAUAUAAUUUUUACUAACAAAGUAUCAUUAUGAAGAUAUUUCUUAAUUUUGGACUUCUCCUAUUUUCUGUUAUACCGUGUAUCUUGAUGUUGAUUCAAAACCCAACUAAAAUUCAAGAUCGCGACCAUUGGUACGAAGAGGCCCGAUCCGCGUUGAAAAAACGGUUGGCCAGUUUCGAGGGUAAAAUGGGAAGAGCGAAAAACGUGGUGUUUUUGGUCGGCGAUGGAAUGGGCGCGUCUACGUUGACCGCAUCGAGGAUAUUCAAAGGACAGAGACGGGGCAACCAAGGUGAAGAGGAGCAAUUGAUUUGGGAUACGUUUCCCGCUGUGGCAAUGGCAAAGGUAGGAUGUUGGUCACGUUAUUCUAAUGAUCUGAUCAAAGUGUUUCGUUGCUAGGACUUUUUUGGUCGUGAGGUUUUGUGUAAAAAAAACAUAUAUAUAUAUAAGCACUCCCCGAACAUUAGUUGUGUACCUGUACACAUAAAUACUCUUAUUGAUCCACGUGGUAUAUAAUAUAUAUCAUUAUUAUUAUGCAGUUUAGAGUAUGCAAUAUGUUUUAACCUAUAUAGUAUACACCUAUAGCUGGUACCGAAUUGAAAUCCUCCGAAUUAUGGAUUGACACUUUUUAAUGGCUUAUUCAGUUUCCGUAUACGAAAGCGUUAAUCAAUUAAUAAUAUAGGUACCUAGGUACAUUUUGUAAUAACAUUUCCUUAUAAUACUGUUUAAUUUAAUAUGCAAAAUUAAAGUGAUAGUUAUUAUUUAGCUUCGUUGUCAAGACUUUUUUGGUAGUAAGGUUUUGUAAGAAAAAAAAUUACCCCCCCCCCCUCCCCCCUAAUAGUCGUGUACCUAUAAUACACAUGACUCUUAUCGAUCCUCGUAGUAAGAUAAUGACCAGUGUUCGGACUUAUCUACAUAAAUAGUUACAAGGUAUCUAAACGUUCAUUUUAGAUAAUUUUUUUACUAAUCUAAAUAAAU